CUGGCGUGACGUCACUGGACUUGGAAUUUAGAGCAAUGGAGGAGUUGUUUCUUGAAGAGCGGUCCAUUCUAAUUUGGUUUUCCAAAUGAUACGCCAGGUUCUGAUAUAUAAUUUUCCUCAGAGCCAUAACCCAAGAAUAACUUAGUAUUUUUGUCUACUUUGUUUCAAACGACAAGGAAUUUGAAGUCGAAUUUCUGCUGCAAUUCGCCGGCUAAGUCGAUCUAGCUGAGUAUACAUGUCCGUAGGAAAUCAAGAUGUCUUUUUUCAAACAAAUCUUCCCGUUCAUGAAAGUGAAGAAAAAGAAGGAAUUUUCGUACAUUAUCAAAGAUGUAGACCCUAAUUCUAAUUGGGAGCUAGUUGGCGAGCUAGGAGAUGGAAGUUUUGGCAAGGUUUAUAAGGCACAACACAAGACAGAGAGUUCUCUUUCUGCAGCAAAGAUCAUUAUAGUAAAUGAUGAGAAUGAACUUGAGGAUUUUAUGGUGGAGAUUGAUAUUCUCAGUGAAUGUAAACACAAGAAUUUAGUUGGUCUGUUUGAGACCUUUUUACAUGAUGGCAAAUUAUGGAUGAUGCUUGAGUUUUGUUCAGGUGGAGCAUUGGAUGAUCUUAUGUUGGAGCUUGAACGAGGCCUAAAUGAACCAGAAAUUAGAGCUGUGACAAGACAACUCUUUGAGGGUCUGCAAUUUCUUCAUAACCAUAAAGUUAUUCACAGAGACUUGAAAGCUGGGAAUUUGCUCUUAGCAAGUGAUGGCAAUGUCAAAAUGGCCGAUUUUGGUGUAUCAGCCAAGAAUAAGAAAACAUUACAGAAGAGAUCCACAUUUAUUGGAACACCUUAUUGGAUGGCUCCUGAGGUUGUUGUAACGGAGACGUACAAGGAUGAUCCAUAUGAUUAUAAGGCUGAUAUCUGGUCUGCUGGAAUCACUCUUAUUGAGCUGGCUCAGAUGGUUCCUCCAAAUCACAACAUGCACCCCAUGAGAGUACUCUUCAAGAUCCCUAAAUCAGACCCGCCCACAUUCGACAAUCCUAACAAAUGGUCAAAUGAUCUGAAUGAUUUUUUGGCAUCGUGCGUUGUCAAAAACCCUGACAUGAGAGCAAGUGCGACAGAGAUGAUUAAGCAUCCCUUUAUUGCCGAUUUCACGGACAAUAAGGCCCUGAAGGAUCUAUAUAACGAGGCUAAAGCUGAGGUAAUCGAAGAGAUUGAAGAUCUUCCUGAAGAUACAGAGGACGAGCUUAAAUAUAACGACGUUGAACUCAAGUCUGCAAGUUCAUUAGACGAGCUUGACAAAGAUGCGAUUCAGGAAAAGGAUCUACCCAAGGAGGAGGAAAAACAAGUGCCCGAGAUCAGGGUUGAACCAGAGCCAAAGGAUGAGAAAGAGGAAGAAAGCAAGACUGAGGAGAAAGAAAAACUAGAAGGUGAGGGACAAGCUAUACCCGAGAAAGAACCCAAAGAGGGCGAGACAAUGGCAAAGGAAGAAGACAAAGAGAGAAAGGACGAUAGUAAAGUGGAGAAAGAAGUCAAGGACACUGAAGAUGAUAAAGCAAACCUUCAGGAGAACGAAGAAUAUCCGGCUCCCGAACCUGAAGAAAAGGGAGAGAAGACAGAAGAGGCAUCAGAAGAAGGUAAGGCAACCGAAGAUGAGGUGAAAGAGAAAGAUGAGAAAAAGGCGGAGGAACUAGAACCCAGCGACAAGUACUCUGCUCGCCUGGAUAACAUUCUUGAUGAGAUGGAAGAUACGGGAGAUCAACAGAAGGAGAGGGAAGAAGAGAAAGAAACAGAGGAAAAACAGGAAGAGAAGGUGCCGGAGAAGGAGGACAAAACGGAGGAACUAGAUGAGGAGAAGAAACGACAGGAAGAGAAUGCUAAAGAAGCUACUCCGGAAAGGAAACCCGAGCCUGAGAUGAAGCCACCGCAGGGAAAAGAGUUUGAGAUCUACCUGGACGAUGAGCCAGACCUUGUAGAGAAGCUUAAGGCCAAGAAAGAGCAGGAAGAUAGGCUAAAAGCCGAGCUCGCUGCUAUCGCGGCCCCUAUAAAGGUGGCUAAUGGGGCGCCGAGUGUAGCGGACAAUAAGGCAUCAGAAGAUGCUAAGGACGGAGCAGAGAAGAAGCCCGAAGGUGAGAAGCACUUCAAAACACUGAAGAGAACGCGGAAGUUCGCGAAUCAAGACGGCCAAAUAGUCACGGAAACGACGUCACGUGUUGUGGAUGUCAGCGGAGAGGACUACAAAAACGCACUCAUCAAAGCACAGAUGCAAAGGAAGGUGAAUCUUCGUGAACUGAAGGUCCUUCAGCGUCUGGAACAGAAGCAAGGCAUUGAGCUUAUGACAAGGAUUCGCCGGCAGUGGGAGACGCAGGAGCAACGAUUCGAGCAAGAACUUCUGGAAUUGGAAAGGAAAUACGAAAUUGAGCUUGACAAUCUGAGCAGGAACCAGAAGCGUGACAUCGAGAAACUAGAGUUAACACAGAACGCUGACCUGAGGACCUCGUCACGCAAGAUGAGGCAAGACCAGGAAAAGGAGCUGAAGAAGUUUAAAGAGAACCUCAAAGAAGAACAAAAACGUAGCAAAAAAGAAGUUGACAAGCUACCUCGAAAUCAGCGAAAAGACGCGUGGAAAAAGAAGAAGGAGGAACUGGACUUGUCUCACCAGCAAGCUGAGCACGAAUUCCAGGCGAUGCAGCAAGUCGAGUUUGAGAAAUUCUACAAACAGAUGAUCGACCUUCACAGACAGAAAAUGUUUGAGAUGGAAAUGCACUUUCUCGAGUCGAAGCACGAGCGGAAGCGUGCGCACGAGUCUGAGAAGUGGGAGAUCGAGUUCCGUCACCUGAACGAGCGUCACCAGCUCGCCAAGACCCAGCUGAAGGAGACUUUCUUCCUACAGAGAUCGCAGAUGCUCAAUAGACAUCUAAAGGAAGUCGAGCAACACCAACACCUCACCAAGCUUCAGGAAGAGGACAUGAAACGGCGACACGAAAUCGAGCGCAAGCGACUGCCGAAGAUCCAGCGCAACGAGAUCAAGAGCAAAACCCAGAACUACCGCAAAUCUCUACGAGUGGACAAACAGAUGUCACUAGAGGACGAGAAGGAGCUCAUGAGAACGUUCGAGGAAGCCGAGCGUAAGAGAGCGAAGUCUGAGUACGAGAAAAUGCUGAUCAGGCAGGACCUGGAAGUGGAAGAGCUGAGAACUACCACUGAGAGUGCUCUCAAGGAACUCCAACAGCUCCAGAACGAGAAGCGGCACAUGUUGAUGGAGAGCGAGACGUUGAAGCUUAAGGAACGAGAUGACAAACACAGCUCCCAAAUGGCGGCGUGGAAGGCUGAGCUAGGGCCCAGGAAGAAGAGAUUGGAAGAAGAAUUUGCGCGCGAAAAGAGAGAGCAACAGUUAUUCUACGCUAAGGGUGGUGAGCAAGGUUUCUUCGACUCCACUCCGAACGACCUUCGAGUUUCCUCAGAUCAGUCGAUCAAAGACUCUAUGGAUGGGUCGGGAGGCAGUCAAACCGGAAGCCAAACGGGAAGCCAAACCGGAAGUCAAACAGGAAGCCAAAAGAGCUCAAGCAGAUCCUCGAGCGGAUCUGUCGAAAUUUAACCUUCGUUUGAUGCCUUGUUCAUAACAUUGGGAUAAAUAUCAAUGUCAAGGUUCCCUUGAAUGACCACCCGGUCCCAGUCUCCUUGCUCGAGCUUCUGCAGUGGGCACGUGAUAGUUUUCUUUUGUGGCUUUCAUCGGGUGAUGUCCCCGUAAAUGCAGAUCAAAUCAACAGAUUAACAUAGUUUUGAGUUCAAAAUCGUCAUUUGCAAAGAUAGGCCCUUUGCUGGAACUUCUCGGUCGUUAUCCACGAGUGACUCGCGAUGUUAUUCGGAGAUGCGUAUUGUUAUUCGCGAGUGACUCGGUUUUAUUCGCAAGUGCCUCGUAAUUCGUGAUUUACUGGGUGUUAUUCGCGAGUGAUUUGGUCUUAUUCGUGAGUGACUCUGUGUUAUUUGUGAGUGCCUCGUAAUUCGUGAUUUACUCUUUGUUAUUCGCCACUGAUUCGGUCUUAUUCGUGAGUGACUGUGUUAUUUGUGAGUGUCUCGUAAUACGUGAUUUACUCGUUGUUAUUCGCGACUGAUUCGGUCUUAUUCGUGAGUGACUCUGUGUUAUUUGUGAGUGCCUCUGUGUUAUUUGUGAGUGCCUUGUAAUACGUGAUUUACUCGGUGUUAUUCGCGACUGAUUCGGUCUUAUUCGUGAGUGACUCUGUGUUAUUUGUGAGUGCCUCGUAAUACGUGAUUUAUUCGGUGUUAUUCGCAAGUGACGCGGUGUUAUUCGUGUUGUUUUACAGAGGCUUUCUUGCCUUCCAAUAAGAACUGAAUACUACUUUACUACCAUGCGAAUUUUUGUUAAAGUUUAUAAAUCUCGCUGAAGUAGGCACGGUCAAUUGAAAAAAAGUUGAAAAGAGGAAGGGUCGGACUUUAUUUUCUUUGUUUUCUACACACUUUCUUGUACUAUACUAAUAUUUGAGUACACUAGUGUGCAUGUGUGUGCACUCUGUUCUCAUUCAUUCUCUUUCCAUUUUUUUUAUUGUCCGAUCCUAUGGGACCGACCAAGUCUGCUUGUUCCAAAUUAUUUUUAGAGAUUUUGCCUCCUUUGAAAUUGUUUGGAUAAUAAUCGUUACCCACGCGUCAUAUGUCGAAUGGUCUCUCGCAGUACUGCAGUUCAGUGGCGAGUAAUCGAUGUGCGUUUAUUGCUAAAUCCACAGCGCUCGCGCAGUCUUUCUUGUAAAGGUUCAUCAUCAUAUUAUAUAAUUUGAUAUAAAGAAUAAAUUAGAAGUGAAAUUAA
This is a messenger RNA of Nematostella vectensis (starlet sea anemone), 4802 nucleotides long. Its product is annotated as serine/threonine-protein kinase 10. Bases 255 to 3578 code for a protein of 1107 amino acids. NCBI's taxonomy places the organism in Eukaryota, Metazoa, Cnidaria, Anthozoa, Actiniaria, Edwardsiidae. Gene Ontology annotation, biological process: protein phosphorylation. The transcript is spliced from 22 exons. Gene Ontology annotation, molecular function: ATP binding; protein serine/threonine kinase activity. The record is from RefSeq and is a predicted model, not a curated record.